Messenger RNA from Toxotes jaculatrix (banded archerfish), 1093 nucleotides. RefSeq names its product ss18, like 2 (gene ss18l2). Gene Ontology annotation, cellular component: nucleus. Bases 104 to 394 code for a protein of 96 amino acids. Gene Ontology annotation, molecular function: transcription coactivator activity. Lineage: Eukaryota; Metazoa; Chordata; Actinopteri; Toxotidae. The transcript has 4 exons. Gene Ontology annotation, biological process: positive regulation of transcription by RNA polymerase II. The record is from RefSeq and is a predicted model, not a curated record.
CACAGCCGUGCAUCAACACAUUCGAGGAAGAAGAGAAAGGCGGUUUAGUAUAGUGUGCUGUAACAAACAUAAACAAAUGUUAAACUAACUGCGAUUCUGCAAAAUGUCGAUUGUCUUUGUGCCAAAGAAACUGCGAGGAAAGGCGAAAGUCAACCAAGAAACAAUACAGAGGUUGCUGGAUGAAAACGACCAGUUAAUCAGAUGCAUCACUGAGUACAUGCAGAAAGGUCGAGCGGUGGAGUGUGUGCAAUACCAGCAGAUCCUGCACCGCAACAUCGUAUAUCUUGCAACCAUAGCUGAUGCCAGCCCUGACAACACACCCCCCUCCUCAACUUCUACAUCCAAUGAAACUUCAGCCUCCACACCAGCUGUGAAUGGACAUGGACAAACAUGACGAUGGCAGCUUUUGUCAGUGGAUCAGAGAUGGGACAGUCCUAUUGUAGAGAGAACGAUUUUAUAUUACAAGGAAAUCUAUUUAUUAUGUUAAGUCUAAACUAUUGCUUUUAGUCACGUGACUCGUUUUGGGAUCACUGGUGUUUCAGUUCAGUAAUGUUAUAUUUUUUGUCUGUUAUGAGAACAAAAACUUUUUGAUAUCCUCUGAAAUUUAUAUUAAAACAUUUUUGUAUUUUUGAAAGUUGUUAGUUUUUUUUAUUUGUUCUGUUCAGAGAAAGUCCAGUUAUAAUGAGAUGUUUCUUGAGGUGAGGACCUCUUUACCUUUGAGCGACUUUUCAGCAGACAAACCUCAAAGACAGCAUUUUGAAUUGCUAGUCAUUUUUAUUCAUUUUUUGCAUUGCUGGUACACUUGGAAAGAUUCAGUUGCCAGCUCAAGAGAACAAUAAGCAACAUAAGCCAAGCAGUCCCCCUUCAUAUCUUCUAUCAGGGCAACAUGUUUUUGUUAAUUUUUUUUUUUUUUUUUUUUUAAUCUUUUGUAGAAGCCACUAGUAAACCAUUUGACACAGCUGAGAAGCUAACGGUUACAGUCCAAGGUCUGUAAUGAUGUCUUUAAAAAAGGCUGCAACAGUUAGGGAGAUAACACAGACAAAAAGCAACAAACCCUAUAUCUUGAUUGUGCAAAGCACAUUAACUAUAAAAA